Messenger RNA from Lucilia sericata (common green bottle fly), 1868 nucleotides. RefSeq lists its product as uncharacterized. The record is from RefSeq and is a predicted model, not a curated record. The coding region runs from base 423 to 971 and encodes 182 amino acids. The transcript is spliced from 4 exons. Lineage: Eukaryota; Metazoa; Arthropoda; Insecta; Diptera; Calliphoridae.
GACGAUUACAUUGAUGAUGAACCUUAUCGCAAUGAACUUUCAAUGCAUGAAUGAUGCACCUGGAGUUUUAACCGAACAAAAAUAUUUGGAUGUUGGUAAUGAAAAGGCUGUACAACAGGCGAGAGAACGUUAUAUACAGGAACAACAAAAAGGCCAAGAACUCCACAUGAAUUGGCCACAGAACAUUGGCACCGCAUGAUCCAGGCAACUAAAUGUCGUAAACCAAUGCCACGCGUCAUACCCGUCUCGAAUAACACUUCCAAACGUUAUGAACCAUAUGCCACCAUUUUGCAUCGUUGUGGCGAUGAUACCGGCUGUUGUGGUUCCACAGCCAGUGUGUGUACGGUUAAAAGGCAUGAAAUCGUUAUGGUAUAUGUUUUUUCAUAUGACUUUAAUUAUCGCAAAGAAUCGAGGCGUUACCAAUGCAAAAUCAUACUGAAUGUCAUUGCGUCAAUCGUGCCAGUUUAUUGUUGCAUGAUUCCAUGCCACGUGAUAAAAGAUCUGGUGGUAGUGGUGCUGCUGCUGGUGGUCUGGGUAGUACAAGUUAUUUGCAUCAUUUCCAACGGCAACAGAGAAAACAACAACAACAACAACCGCAGCAAGAAUAUCGGCAGUCAUCGUCACAGCUUCAGAGUCCGAAUCAACAUCAUCAAGAGCAAUUGCAAAAUAUGCUAGAUUGCCAUUGUCCUCGGCACUUUAAUGUUUUCGAAGAGGAUGUAGAGCGUCAUGCCCAUUUACCAAAACCACACAGUGUUUUUAUACGCAAAUGCCGUUGUGACUGUUUGGUCAAUAAUCAAACAUGUCUGCGGUUUAAACAUGGCGAAGAAGGAUUUCCUUGGAAGAUCGCAAAUGCAUAUUGGAACGUAAUUGCAAACCGCCAGUUUGCUCAUAUGGUGAAUAUAAUGUACGCGUGGGUCGUUGUCCCAGCUAUUAUAGAUCACAUCUUCUACAAACAACUUGAAUACUCAUAAUACUUACUACAAACAUACAUCUAUUUUCAAAAUAAUUACUUAACGAAUUUCCAUGUAAUAGUUUUAGCUAUUAAGUAUCCAAGUACUUUAAGUCCAUGUGUAUAAUUAAGAGAGAUUCAUUGUUUUAUAGCUGCUAAAUACAUAUGAUUUUAGUUUUUAGUUAAAUUAUUUUUCACUACUUGCCAUAAUGAAAGCAAACUAACAAAACAUUUAAAAAUUAAUUUUCCUAGAUAUUUUUUCUAAAUAUUAAAUAAACAUUUUAGUUUUUAAGUCCUAAGAAUACCUUAACUAACUACGAAUAUAUAUGAUUUUUUAUAUUUUUAGGAAUUUAUAACAAAUAAAAAAACUCAUUCACCAGUAUUGCACAAUAUUUUCCAAACUUAUUAAAACUUUUGUUUAAAUUUUAUUUAAAAUUAAAAAAAAUUUCCUUUUAUAAAUUCAUAACAAAAUUUUACUACUAUCUCUAAUGUAUGCUUAAACAAGAGUUUUUUUAUUUAUAAAAUACAUUUUGCUAAAACUUUAUAUUUUCUUUACAAAAAAAUACCAUAAAGCAUAAAUCAAGAGUAUUUUACUAACAUUCUAUAAACAAAAUACAUAAACAAUAGUUUAUAAGUAAAUAAAUAAAUAAUUUUGUAUAAUAAUUCGUACUUAAUUAUGUUUUUCUUUAUUAUUAAGUUUAUAUUUAAUAACUAGGCUACUUCAUACAUAUUUAAAUAUUAGCUUAUGAGUAUUAAUUUCGCUAAUUAAUACAUACUUAUGUGUACUAAAUAUUAAGUGAAAAGCUAUUUAAUGUUUUUUUUAUUAUUUGGAUAUUUUUUUAUAAUUUUUGUUAUACUUAUUUUUUUAUAUAUUCUUUUUUUGUAUAAUAAAUUACUAGUCAGAUGACAUUAUUUAAAU